This is a messenger RNA of Brachypodium distachyon (stiff brome), 2876 nucleotides long. Its product is annotated as pentatricopeptide repeat-containing protein At3g29230. Gene Ontology annotation, biological process: RNA modification. Gene Ontology annotation, molecular function: RNA binding; protein binding. The coding region runs from base 93 to 1739 and encodes 548 amino acids. Lineage: Eukaryota; Viridiplantae; Streptophyta; Magnoliopsida; Poales; Poaceae. The transcript has 3 exons. The record is from RefSeq and is a predicted model, not a curated record.
AUCCAACUUUUACUGAAGCUGGCUUCCCUGCCGCUGGCCGGAUGAUUAUGCGGUAACUCCCGCGGGGCGCUAUCACAACUCCGCCCACCUCCAUGCUGCCGGCGCUCCCGCUUCCCUCGCAUCUUACCGGCCUCGCCCAGCGCGCGCUAUCCCCGGCGGCGGCGAGGCAGCUACAUGCCCAGCUCCUCCUUCGCGGCCUCCCGCUCCCCGCCCGCGCCGCCGUCACCCUCAUCGCUUCGUCCUCCUCCCCACAGUAUGCCCGCGCCAUCUUCGACAGCGUCCCCGCGGCCUCUGCCAACGUCUAUCUCUGGACGGCCACCGUCUCCUCCUACGCGAAGCAUGCCUCCCCCGCGCUCGCGGCCGAGGCCUUUCCGCUGUUCAUGUUCAUGCUCCGGUCGGGACCGCGGCCUAACGGCUUCACCGUCAGCUCCGUGCUCAAGUCCUUGUCAAAGCUCCGAGCGGCACAUCAGGUGUGCCAGGUGCACGGGUUCUUGGUUAAGGCCGGGCUGGCCUCCUCCCUGCACGUGGGCGCGACACUGCUUGAUUCGUAUGGGAAUCUUUGCCGGGUAAAGGACGCAAGGAGAGUGUUCGACGAAAUGCCCAGGAGCAACGUGGUGGUUGGAAAUGCUAUGGUAUCAGGUUAUGUCAAAGCAGGAGAUGUGGAGGCUGCACGGCAGGUUUUCGACGGGAUGGUGGAGAGGGAUUCGAUAUCAUGGAACACACUCAUGUCAGGGUACCUACGGCGGGGAGAUGCUGGCCUUGCGAGGGAUCUGUUUGAUGAGAUGCCACAGAGAAACGUGAACAGCUGGAACAUGAUGAUCAGUGCGUGCUCAGAGGUGGGGUUGUGGGCUGAUUCAGUAGCGGUGUUCAAUCAGAUGCGUUUUAUGAGUUUCCGGCCUGAUGCUGCAACAAUGGCUGUAUUGAUGUCUGCAUGCGCGCAACUUGGUUUCUUGUCAGUUGCAAGGCAAGUGUAUGGACUUUUACGGAAGGGUUGUGUCGAAAUGAACUGCCAUGUGCAUAAUUCUUUGGUUGACAUGUUUGCAAAGUGUGGUUGCUUCAGUGAGGCUCAUUUGUUGUUUGCCGAGAUGGAUCCAAAGGAUGUGGUGUCUUACAAUGUCAUGGUCAGUGCUCUUGCUCACCAUGGACAUGGCAAAGAUGCACUGAAGCUUUUUGAACAGAUGAUUGAGGGAGGGUUGCAGCCUGAUGCAGUCACAUUUCUUGGUGUGUUAUCAGCUUGUGCUCAUGCUGGACUAGUGGACAGUGGAAAGUACUAUUUUGAGACCAUGGGAACAACAUAUGCAAUUGAGAAAUCUGCAGAUCACUAUGCUUGCAUGGUGGAUCUCUAUGGCCGUGUUGGGCUGAUUGAAGAAGCGCACUACUUUGUGAAGAUAAUGCCAGUGAAACCACAUGCAGGCAUAUGGGGAGCAUUGCUGAAUGCCUGCCGGAAGCAUUGCAACAUUGAUGUAGGUGAGGUUGCUGCAAGAGAACUCAUCAGGAUCGAACCCAUGAAUCCUGGUAACUACGUUCUCCUCUCAAACACACUAGCUUGGAGUCAGCAGUGGGAUGCUGUUGGAGAUGUACGGCAAUUGAUGAGAGGGAAUGGCAUCGACAAAAAUACAGGGUUCAGCUGGGUUGAAGUGGAGAGUGUUGUUCACGAGUUCUUGAUGGGGGAUUUCAGCCAUCCAAGUUUUGAUGAAAUUUGCGGUAUCCUAGAGCUUCUGUAUCCACAGCCGACUUGAGAUUAUUUUUUGCCUAAAGGAGCAGGGAGGUGGUUAUUUUUUCUUACUGCUAAAUGCCAUCGCACAGAGUGACAUGACGGCACAAUUAUCAUGAAGUUUGUAUCCAACUAGCCAUGCACUUUUUUCUCUCAAGAAAGCGCAAAGCUUGUGUCUUGAUGUAUUGAUAGAAGAAAAGUUAUGUACAAGUCUGAGAAAGGGCUAACACGCGAGGUUAUAGCUGAAUACACUACACGCCCGGGAUCUCUGGCCAGACCUCUCCCAGUCCCACCGCCCCUGCCUGGACCCAAAGCAGGCCUGCGAUGUCGGGCCACAAGUUAUCGAGGACGACCGCAUUGUACUCUUCUAGAUCCACUAGGCAGUCCAGACCAGGGAGGUGGUGCCUUUGCGGGCUGCUCACGGGGUGGAAAGGGAAGUCGACCUCCACCAUUCCACGAAGUCCUCGGUUUGUAUCCAACUAGCCAUGCAUUUGAACAAAAAGAGAGGUUUGUGAGAAGGCAAAGGCUAAGAUUUGUACUAGAACCUCUCAGUGGUGCUGUCUCAAGGAUGUUCUCAUUCCACAAUGUUAGUACAGAUAGCUAGCUAACUUAUGCUCCAUCAUAGAAUACAUGGAAGAAACAAAAUGUGAUUAAGUAUGCAGGAUAGGACUUGCACUAGUUUGCUUCUUAAGUGCUCUUGUGAGGAGGAGGUUUGGAUGGGAUUUACUGGGUUUCUACAUAUCAACCUCUGUGCAUCACUUCAGAUAUAAUGCAGAUCAGCUAAAUUCAGUGAUACGUUCAGAGUUUUGCUGCCGAUGUCAUCUGGGGCUGCCACUACCAGCAUCGCCCCCAAGCCUGGGAGGACUUAGAGAUAAGAUUCCUUAUCCUUCGAAUGUCUUCUUUAUCAGGUUAAAUGACUUAAUUAAUUUUUAAUGAUAAGUUGAGAAAGAGUCUUGGAAGGCCCCUCCAAGCUUAGAUCUUCAAGGUCUUCUGUAAGAGCUGGCAAUGGCACUAUCGUAUGUCGUCAGAGAUCAGCGUUCAGUCCUGUCUUGCAGGCUAAGUUAUGUGUGAUCGCUUAGCCUGCUCUGCUUUCGCCCGAGUAGAUUGUUUGUUUGACAGUAAAACAAGUGAAGUAAAAAAAGCAAACAAAUGAGUCAAGUUA